CGGAGAACCUCCAUCUUGUAUUCGUUGAUUAUAAACCACUUCCCAAAAAUCAACAAAUUACUGAGACUAGUUUAGUCAAUAUCCAUCCAACAUUCUAAAUAUAGCAACUUCAUGUAAAAUCUUCCAACUACCUAAAUAUUAAGAUUGUUGGAUUUUUUGCUGAUUAAAAGCUUAUUGAAGCCUGACUGACAAAAAGUCAAGUUUGAAAUUAAACUUUUUAUGCUGUGACACAACUUGCAAGUCUUUAGUAUAUAAAAAUUAUUGGGAGUUCUGAGAAGCAAUGGAUGCAGACAGAACCAUGGAGCAGAUGAGUCACUCCACCUCCACAGAGUUCCUGUCCCUGGAGCACAUGGAUGCGGCUGGUGCCUCCAGUCCUGGCAGCUCCAUGCUUCUUGUUGCAGCAGAUGCCAGCUGCCUGCCCACCACAAUGAACAGCAGCAGCAGUGCAGAAGGCAGCUACAUGGAGGGGCUGGUGUGCAGCAGCUCUGACCCGCCAGAUGAGCAUCAUUUCCUCAACACGGACGCUCUCGACCAGCUAACCGGGAGUCUACUUGAAGUGCGUGCACCUCUUCAUCUUCAGUUUGACUCCACAAACUCUUCGUCUGUGCAGCGUUUGUCAUACAUUCCUAGCAGCUCUGGACCUGCCUCCAUCAGCCUUGUCAACUCUGAUGCAAACUUCAGUGUAGCUUCUACUGGUAAUAAUGUGUCGGCAUCUGGCAACACUGUUCCUUCCUCGAGUCUACUGAACGCAUUCAGCUUUAUUGAUGCCAAAGGGAACCCCAUCACUGGAAAUGUUGUCAUUGAAGAUGGAAACAUUGUUAUACAAGACCAAACAUCUGGACACAACAGUGAGAUUUUCUUGAAUAUUCCUUGCUCUGAUUCAGAGCAGAAUAGUAUUUUGAACAUCUCGUGUUUGGACUCUAGACCAAAAAAUGCAAGUAUUUCUUGUUUUGAUACCCAGCAAGGUACCCUUCUCAGUAAUAUUAAUUCUUCUGUUGCUCAAGAAAAUAAUCUUGAGAACAUUCAUUGCUCAGAGACACUACAAAAUACACUUCUUAAAAACUUAGAUAAUUCUCAAGAGGAUUCCCAAAGCAUUUCUUCCGCUGUUGGAUUACGGGAUAUAGGCACAGCAUCUCUAGGUUUAGUGGACCAAUCUAACCUAAUUCUGAACUCCUUCCCUGGUGGCAACCAGCUGAAUUUGUAUGGAGAUCAGGCCAGUGGACUCAACCACACAAGUUUUAUUCUGCGCAAUGAUUUGGUGACGCAUCCUGUAGUGUCGGACUCUUCAAUUCUACUUCCCCUCAGCCAUGCCUUGGACUCUGGCCAGUCUCAGGUGCUGCUCGGCAGUAUAAAUAAUGGACAGUCGUUCUGCCUUCUUAGCGACUCCUUGGCAGACAGUGACGGAGGUAACGCUCUCUUGGCACAGUCUUCAGAAUCUCAAUCUCAUUCAUACUUGCUCAAUAAUCAGUCUUCAGUGUCACAAACCCAGUCUUUGGAGCCUAAUAGUAGAGCCUCUGUGCAAUUAUCUCAGUCUUUCUUGCACAACAGUCAAUCUUCAGGCAUGCAAACCCACUUUCUGGAACUACAAGGAAGCUCGUCAGACUUGAUGCUCAGCGGAUCAUCAGUGGGCGCACUCCAUUCGGUCCUUGAAGGCCCAAACACCCUAAUGCUUGAUAACAAUUUACUUGACAAUGACAACAAUCAGCAUGAACAUGAUGAGAAGAACAUCUUCAAGAAGAACCAUUGCAGUGAUCAGGGUUAUAGAAACCUGACGGGGAAUGAAUCUCCGCUGGCGGGCCAGAUACUGAUGGUGCACAGCAAUGGGACGCACAGCAUCGUGGUAGACACGCCUGCUGCUCAGACUUCUGGUGUGCAGCCGUUAUCGCUGCAGUCGUCGAGUGACAAGCUGCUGAGACCAAGCAGCCAGCAGCCACAGACCCCCAGGAAGACCAUCCAUAUCCUGCCCCUCAAGAAGACCUACAAUAACAAUAGCAACAACAACGCCUUCUUUGUCACCAACAGCACUAGCAAUAAUAACACCAAUAACAAUAACAAUAUCAGCACAAGCAGACAUAACAAUAACAGUUUCCGCGUUGUUUCUAGUAUUGCUGGCCGCAGUAAAGUUAUUUCCAGUAAUAACAGUAAUAUUAGAGUCAACUCUAACCACGUCUCUGGUGGCAGCAUUAGCAACACAAACAUCAUCAAUAAUAGCAGCAAUAAGUGUGUAAUAAGUAAUAAUAACAGUAGUUAUACUGGGGUGCACGUAAAGGGCGUUGAGGAGGGGGCGCUGGUGCUGCUCGCCGCCCCCCAUGAGGCUAACCGUCCCCCGUCCUUGUUGGACCACAACGAACAGUUGGGUGACCAGGCGAGCCCCGUGGCCCCCGCGGGUCCGUACCGCUGCCCGCGGUGCCCGGCGGUGGUGCGGGCCUACAGCAAGUACAGGAAGCACCUGCUCGCCCACAGGCAGGACAAGCCCUUUGCCUGCGCCGUCUGCGGGGACGCCUUCAACAGACAGGAGAACCUAUCACUGCACGAAGGGCUGCACGGGCCGGGCCCGCCCUUCACGUGCCCGCGGUGCGACAAGACGUUCAGACGGCUGGCCUCCUACAGGGCGCACCUCCCCCUGCACCUGCUGGACGAGACCGUCGCCUGCCCCGCCUGUGGCGAGGAGUUCGUCUCCACGCUGGAGCUGCCAGAGCACGAACGCCUCAUCCACGGGGGACUCUCCUCAACCCCCGGGGGCUUAACCCCCACCAUCAAGUCCGAACCCCCAGACCCCGCCUUCUGUGACACCAAACCCUGCCUACAGACCCAUACCGCCCCCCAGGGGUUGGGGCUCACAGAGAAGAACCCCAACCACGUCAUCAAGUGUGAAGGUCCUGGUAAUAAAUCCGGGGUCCCUUGGGGGGUUCCAGGGGUUCCCUGGGGCUCCGUUGACCAGGAGAACUCGGACCCUGAGAACCUGGGUCCUGAGUUUAGUUUAAACUCGGACCCUGAGUUUAGGGGUCAGCUGCUGCUGCCCCCUAAACUGGAGGGGGAUGAGGGUGAGGGGAUUGUCGUGGUGGGGGAGGAGUUCUCCAUGGAGGGGGAGGAGGAGGGGGAGGUGAUGCGUCUCCUGGAGGAGGUGGUGCAGCGGAGGUAUUCCUGUGACGCCUGCAGCGCCUCCUUCGUCUCCCCGCGCCUCCUGGACCAGCACCGCGUCCUGCACAGGACGGCUAAGAAGCUGUCGCGCCCCAAGGCCCGGCGGCGGCGGCGGUACAGGAGCUUGGUGGGCAGCCCACCGCGGGGUGGGGCGGGCAGGGGGCGAGUGGGGCACCGCUGCACCACCUGCAGCAAACUCUUCGACAAGCCCUCCCAGCUGCUGCGCCACCUGCGCAUACAUACGGGCGAGAAGCCCUUCAAGGUGGGGCACGAGGGCGAGAAGCCCUUUAAGGUGGGGCGAGUGGGCGAGAAGCCCUUCAAGGUGGGGCACGAGGGCGAGAAGCCCUUCAAGGUGGGGCACGAGGGCGAGAAGCCCUUUAAGGUGGGGCACGAGGGCGAGAAGCCCUUCAAGGUGGGCGAGUGA
Messenger RNA from Hyalella azteca, 3565 nucleotides. RefSeq lists its product as uncharacterized. The coding region runs from base 281 to 3565 and encodes 1094 amino acids. The transcript has 10 exons. Gene Ontology annotation, molecular function: RNA polymerase II transcription regulatory region sequence-specific DNA binding; DNA-binding transcription factor activity, RNA polymerase II-specific. The record is from RefSeq and is a predicted model, not a curated record. NCBI's taxonomy places the organism in Eukaryota, Metazoa, Arthropoda, Malacostraca, Amphipoda, Hyalellidae. Gene Ontology annotation, biological process: regulation of transcription by RNA polymerase II. Gene Ontology annotation, cellular component: nucleus.